This is a messenger RNA of Aspergillus affinis, 2988 nucleotides long. RefSeq names its product epoxide hydrolase. The record is from RefSeq and is a predicted model, not a curated record. Gene Ontology annotation, biological process: barbed-end actin filament capping; actin filament depolymerization. Gene Ontology annotation, cellular component: actin filament; cytoplasm. Gene Ontology annotation, molecular function: actin filament binding; catalytic activity; actin monomer binding. Bases 1 to 2988 code for a protein of 995 amino acids. The transcript is spliced from 11 exons. Lineage: Eukaryota; Fungi; Ascomycota; Eurotiomycetes; Eurotiales; Aspergillaceae.
AUGCAGUCAGGAAUCUCCGUCUCCCCGGAGCUCCAAAAUGCUUUCAACCGCUUCGCCUCCGACACAUCCCUCUUCUGCCUCCCCGUGACAAUCACCAACGAGAGCCUUGCCCCUCUCUCCCCUAUCCCGUUCUCCGCCCCGAACGCCUUCUACCCAUCCCUCUCUCAAUUGAACUCGGUCCUGGAACCCAAAACCCCCAUCUACCUCCUCCUUCGCCAACCCGAAGCCGGAUCCAGCACCUCCUCCCUCAUCGCCCUCACCUACAUCCCGUCCAACGCGGGCGUGCGAGCCAAGACCCUCUUCGCCUCGACACGAGCAACUCUAGCCCGAGAACUCGGCACGGAGAAGUUCGCAUCGACGAUCUUCGCCACAGAGGAAGAGGAGGUCGUGGGCGAGAGUGCCUGGAAGGAGCGAGAUGCGGAGAAGAACGGAUCGGGUGGAUCCGGGGGCUUUCAGCGCGAGGACCUGAUGGGGGAGAAGGAGCGGGAGUUGGAGGCCGUGCGGAGAGCGGAAGAGGAGGCCCGGAAUGGGACUCCGAGUAGGGAUAUUGGUAUCGGAGGUUCAUUUGCGCGGGGCAGUGGUGGGAACAGUCCGUUUGGGUCGGGGAAUCGGGCGCUGCAGAUGCCAGUGGAUGAGGAUGCUAAGGAGGCUUUGAGGUCGCUGCAGCAGGGUGGGCUAGUUCAAUUGGUAAGUUUUUCUGAAGAUAUUCUGGAAGAAUAUUUGAUUAAGAUGGCUAACUUCUAUGAACUAUCCCCCGCACAGGUCAUUGAUAUCCCUAAGGAGACCCUCCGACUGGGUGGCGCGGAGUCUAGCAUUGACCCCAACGCUAUCCAGGAGCAGAUCUCGACCUCGUCGCCACGCUAUGCAUUCUACCACUAUCCCGACUCUGAAGCAGUGGUCUUCAUCUAUACCUGCCCGUCCGGAUCGUCGAUCAAGGAGCGCAUGCUGUACGCCAGUUCUCGAUUGUACGCCUUGCAAGUCGCCGAGGACCAGGGCCUGAAGAUUUCCAAGAAGAUCGAAGCGUCUUCGGCGGAUGAAGUUUCGGGAGAACGGUUGCACGAGGAGGUCAACCCCUCGCAGAAUAACGGGCCUCAGCGAGGAUUCGCGAGACCGAAACGACCCGGCCGAUCCCUCGCCUCCGCUGUCGCAUUGCCCGAACAGGAAAACGUGAUCACAUCCCCAGACGUCGGGUUCAAGCGGCGCCAAUCGUCCAUCUCGAACCCAGACGCAGAGAACAAGCGACGCCGACUCAGCAGCGCCACACAAGAUGAUCACCACGAUCGCCGGUCCUCCAUCACAGACCGCAAUCAACACUCCCCGGACGCAGGAGGAGGGGCCGAACGGAGAGCGGAUCGGAAACCCACCCGGCCGGCGGGCGGACGCGACGAAGAACGGAAGCGCGGACAGAGACUAUUCGGUGGCCUGCUAGGGACGCUAUCGCAGAGCUCGACCUCAGCAGCGCAGAGACGUCGAGCGGACAUCGAACGGAGACAGAAGGAUAAACUGAAGUUACAGGAUGAGGAGUACGACGAGCUGAAGAAGAAGAGGCGUGGGGAGCGGGCGGAGAUCCGGAAGAAGGAGCAGAGACUGUAUGAUGAGGAAUCGAUGCGAACGCGCCACGCAAAUCUGUUGGCUAUGGCUCAUUUCUUGAAGACGAGGGCUGAGCCGGUAUUGUAUUACAAGCCCUGGCAGCUUCGUCCGGACGACCAUGCGAUCAUACGAGACCAGAUUGAGGAUGCGGAGGCUACGAUCUCUCGCGAAGUGGCAGAGUUCGAGGCGCGUUACCCACCUCAGCAGGAGGAAAGAUCUCAGGAGCAGACAGAGCAGCAAGAACAGCCGGAGCCCACACAAGAAGCGAAUGCGGAACCAGCCGCGGCGCCCGAGAAAGAGACAGAAGCAGAGACUGAUACGAAAGAGUCCAAGGAAACAGCGCAUGAAGCUUCACACCCCACAGACGCUGAAGCGCAUCAUGAAAAGAUUACUGAGAACGCACCGACAGACGUUAUGCCCCCUAAUGAUAACAAUGUCUCCGCCGGCAACGAUCAUUCAGACGUGCACCGAGGCCAUGAGGACGACGGCGGCGAAGUGGUUGAGGACCAGGAGGAUACUAUUCAUGGCUUCCCCGACUUGUCGAUGGGAUGGCGGUACCAGAUCCCCAUGUUAAGGCGGAUGGGCCUGCGGGUCGUCGCGCCGGAUUGUUUGGGAUACGGACGAACGGACGCCCCAGACAACAUUGCCUUAUAUUCACAUAAGAGCUGCGCCGACGACAUCAAAGAACUCGCCUCUCAACUCGGAGCAUCGCAGAUCAUUCUCGGCGGGCAUGAUUGGGGCGCCGCUCUCGCCUACCGAGUCGCGCUAUGGCAUCCCGAUCUCAUCUCCCAUCUAUUCACCGUGUGCGUGCCAUACGCGCCGCCGCAAAAGAAAUUCUUCCCGCUCGAGGAGAUGGUGAAGAAAGUGGCGCCGCACUUCUCGUACCAGUUGCAGUUCAGCAGUGGGGAGCUAGAGGAGCCGACGCGGUCGAAGGAGGGGAUCAAGAAGUUCUUGUCGGCGUUGUAUGGCGGGCGCACGCCGGAGAAGGAGUUCGUGUGGGCUGCGGAGCUGGGGAUUUCGGUGGAGCGGAUGGAGAGGGUUUUGCCGUCGAGGUUGUUGACGGAUGAGGAACUCGAAUACUACGCCACUGAAUUCUCACGCCACGGGCUACACGGUCCAUUCAACUGGUACCGCACACGCGAAAUCAACUACAAAGAAGAACUCUCGAUCCUCGACCGACGCAUCACCGCGCCCGUGCUCUUCAUCCAGGCGCUCCGAGACGCAGCACUCCCGUCGAAUCUAGGCCGCGGCAUGACGAAGACGAUCCCGCACUUGACGUUCAAGCAGGUCAACACGUCGCAUUGGGCGCUGUGGGAGCAACCCGCGGAAGUGAAUGAGAUGAUUGCGUGGUGGUUGGAGGAGGUGGUGUUUACGGAUCCGAGGGUGGUGAAGUUGUGA